UCACAGGUAUAUGCUCUUCCCGGCCAAGAGCGAGCUAGAGCUUCCCACCUCACUCCCUCCCUCAUCAGCUCACUGUCUCACUCGCCUCGAUUCUCCUCUCUCUUCUCUCCUUCGUCCAGGCUCAAGGAAGCGGUGGCCGGUGCUCAUGGAGGUGUUGGGCGCCGAGGACAAGCAGACGCCGCCCAGGAAGAGGAGCGGCCGGAAGGGCGCGCGCGCGGACGGCGAUGGCCGGCGGCCGUCCUUCUCCGGGCGGUGCGCGCGGCUCGUCAAGGAGCAGCGCGCGCGGUUCUACAUCAUGCGCCGCUGCGUCACGAUGCUCGUCUGCUGGCGCGACUACGCCUGAGGCACGCCGCGCCGCGCCGCGUGCGAAGCUCGACCGACCGAGGAGCAGCAGCCAGACGGACCAGCUCCCUCCCAUCCUCUCUCAGCAGCCCGAGGAUCCUCCUCCUGUGUAAAGAGUAGAUUUAGUAGGAGUAUUUUCUUCUCUUUCACCCUUUGUUGUUAGGAAGAAGAAGCAGUAGAGCGACGCAGUGCCGCGCAUUUUGUUGCAUUCUGAUCUGAUGUCAUGUGGUGCGAGCAUCUGAUAGAGGAAGAAGUGUUGAUCGUCGAAA
Messenger RNA from Hordeum vulgare subsp. vulgare (domesticated barley), 611 nucleotides. Its product is annotated as small polypeptide DEVIL 11-like. Lineage: Eukaryota; Viridiplantae; Streptophyta; Magnoliopsida; Poales; Poaceae. Bases 11 to 343 code for a protein of 110 amino acids. The transcript has a single exon. The record is from RefSeq and is a predicted model, not a curated record. Gene Ontology annotation, biological process: negative regulation of cell population proliferation.